Molecule: messenger RNA, 4819 nt
Organism: Rattus norvegicus (Norway rat)
Lineage: Eukaryota; Metazoa; Chordata; Mammalia; Rodentia; Muridae
Source: RefSeq, a predicted model, not a curated record
AUUUGCUCCUCUCAGUUUCCUGUCCUCAGGGUCUCCUGGGCUGCAGGCUGGAAUCCUCAAGGAGCUGGAUUGUCCAUGCCUUGGGGAAGAUGAAGACUCGGGCCCGCCAGCAGCCCCAUCUUCUGAAAGGGAAGAAGAAAUGGCUUUUGUGGGCCCUCAGCGGCUUCCUCUUCCUGUUCUCAGUGACCAUGACUGGCUGCUUCCUGUGGCAGUACUACCUCCCCAAGUUGCAGAACGGUUCCUCGAAGUCAGAGGUGCCCCCAGCCCAGGUGAGGAUGUGUCCCCGGCUCCCUGAGCUUGUGCCUCUUGCUCACCCGCUGCCAGUGCUGAAGGAGGCCUUGGAGAAGGUGGAUGGGAUUCUGCGCAAGGCGAUGUUGGCCCCGGGCCUGGCUGCCAUGUCUGCCCUUGUUAUCCAUAAUGACACUGUGCUCUGGACUGGGAACUUCGGGAGGAAAAAUGGCUCAGAUCCAAAUUCUGGAACCCCUAAUGAGCAUACCAUGUACCGAAUUGCUAGCAUCUCCAAGAUCUUCCCUGUCCUCAUGCUGUACCGUCUGUGGGAGGAGGGCAUCGUGGCCUCCCUGGACGACCCUCUGGAGCGAUAUGCCAGCACCUUCUCCAUCAACAACCCAUUGGGCACAGCCCAAGGCCCUGAAGCACAGGACCCAAUGGGGGAAUUUGAAGAGAUGGGCUCCCUCCCAAGCCCAUCCCCUGUCACUCUCCGGAGGAUGGCCAGUCAGUUGUCAGGACUUCCUCGAAGGCUCAGGGGCACUUCGCUGCUGUGGAAGGGCAGUACCCAGGAGGCUCUGAGCCUGCUCAAGGAUGAUGUCCUGGUGGCUGACCCAGGAACCAGAUGCCACUACAGCACGCUGGCCUUCUCUCUCCUAGCCCAUGUGCUGGCUGCGCACAGGGCACAGGGAGACUAUGAGCGCUGGGUGUCUGAGCAGGUGCUGGAACCGCUGGGGAUGAGUGACACCGGCUUUGCCUUGACGGGAGCAGUGCGCGCACGCCUGGCUGCCGGCUUCUAUGGUAGUGGCAGGUCCGCGCCGUUGUACGACCUGGGCUGGUACCGGCCAUCGGGCCAAAUGUACUCGACAGCUGCCGACCUGGCCAGGCUUGCGGCUGCACUCAUGGGUGCAGGACCCCGACGGCUGCUACGACCUGACAGCCUAGCCACACUACUGGCACCACUACGCACCUGUACCCACGGCUACUUUGCUAGUGAAACCGGUACACCCUGGGAGUUCCACGAGAGGCUCGGAUAUCGCGUGGCGCGCAAGGAUGGCGACUUGGACGGCUAUGCCGCCAGCCUGGCGCUCGUGCCACCCCUACGCUUGGGAUUUGUGCUAUUACUGGCCGGACCUCGCCCACCCACGCAUGACCUGGUGGCUGACGCCCUGGACACGCUGCUGCCUGCCCUGGAGCGCGCACUGCGCGACGCUGAGCUUGUCCCCGCGCCCCCGCCCCGCGCGCGCCCGUUCGCCGGCUUCUUCACCUUCGCCAACCGCACCUUCUACGAGGUGCGCGCCUCCGGGCCUCGCGGCGAGCUGCGCUUACGCCAGUUUGGGCCGCGCUUGGAGGCGCUCGUGCCCGCCGCCUUCCGAUCGCUCGCUCUGCGCCACGUGCGCGGCCGCGUCUUCCAGUUGCACGUGGCGCGCGAGUUCCCGUGCGCGCUGCCGCUCGCAGACGCCUGGCUGUCUCUGGAGGCCCAGCACGGGCAGCUGGUGCGGUUCUACCCCCUGGAUCGCCACGGGCUGGCGCCAGGCUUCGACGUGCCAGGCCUCAACACCUACGGAGUGUUGCGCCUGCCACGCCGGCCGGUGUUCGGCUCCCAGUGAGCUGGGCAAACCCCACGCGCGUGCGUCCACACAUGCCUUUGCAUUGUCUAUGCUUGCAACCCUCUGCAUACCUUCCAGCCUGCCCACGCCCACCUACAGCUUUCCUCUUAUCUGUAGCCUCCCUGUCUCCUCCAAUCUCUCCCUCAAUCCCCCUCCUCAUGCUUGCAACCUCUCUCCCCUACACUGCCUGACUCUUGCUUGCUCUCCUCCCCCGCCCCCCCGUCCCCGCACACACCCCCACCCCCCCACCCCCGCUGCAACCUCUUCUGCCUUUAGCCUCACCCCCACUUCAGCCUCUUCAUACCUGCAGCCUCCCCUGCAGGGUGUCUAUCCUGCUCCAGCCUUUCCUUUCCUCCAGUUUCCUACCCGUGGUUGGCAGGCAGGCCAACCAGAGGACUCAGUAGUUGGCAAAGUGGGGUCUUCUUGGACCACAGCUAGUUUCAAACUCCUCUUCUUCUCCUGAGAGGAAGAGUUAUACAGGAAUUUACAGUAAGCAUGCAAUCAUUUAGGCGUCCAGGCCCAAUAAUACAGAGCAGUGCUUGUGUCCAUUGAAACAAGGACAAAAUGCCAGGAUCUUGCCAGGGCCUUGCGCUAGCAAAUGCUCUACUACUUAGCUAAACCCCCAACCCCUUGUUUUUGUUUUUAAUUUGCCUAAAAUUAAAGGAACCAUCAGGUUUGUUUAUGUGUUUAUCUAGCAGGCCUGCAGAUAGAACUCAAAGCACCAUGUGCUAGGUUAAGUGCUCUACCGACUGAGCUGGACGAUUUAGACAAAUAUUUAUACCCAUCCCCGCAAUCAAGAUACAGGAGAUUCCCCUCCUAAUCCACCCGGUACUCUUUCUUUGUGGCCCCGCCCCUCCCUCUGCUCCUCCCCCAAGCCCCAGGCAACCACGGAUCUGCCUCUUGUCAGUUUAGAUUAGUUUCACCGCCUCCAGGGUUGGUGCGAAUGGGAUCACACAGGGGAGGCGAUCCCCUCGGACUCAGCGAGCUGGUUUUGAGGUCUGAGUCUGUGUGUGUCCAUAGUUCAUCACUGAUUUUAUUCCACGGUAUGGCCGGGACAGUUUGCCUUUUCACCCGCUGAUGGACGUUUGGGUCGUUGCCAGAACGGGCUGUAGGAAAGAGGCUUGUGUGCACGGGCUCCUGUGUGCCCAGGCUUUCAUUGCUUUGGGGGUAAGUUUCUAGAUGUGACUGCCAGGCACUUUUCCAAAAGCCUUGUGCCACGUUCCUUCCCUACACGGAAAUAGGUGACAGUUCUGUUGCCCAUAUAUCGGGAGACACUUGGCACUGUCGGUCUUUUUAAUUUUAGCUAUGCUGGGUAGUUCUGAAAUCAUAUCGCACUAUGGUUUUAACUGUAUUCUAUUUAUUGAAUUGUAAAAGAUAUAUAUAUAUAUGAUAUAUAUGUUAUAUAUAUUAUAUAUACAUACAUACAUAUAUAUAUAUAUAUACACACACACACACACACACAUACCAUCUCUCUGGAUUCAGUUCCCCCCAGUCUUUGGAUUGAUUUUGCACUUUCCUUUUUUUAUGGAAGUCAGUAUUUAUGUAUGUAUUUUGAGACACAAUCUCCUGUGGUCCAGCUGCCCUGCAACUCUGAGGUGCACGCCUCGUAUAUAUCAGUAUAUAUACUGAUAUACCCCAGGGUUGACCUUGAACUUCUGAUCCUCCUACCUUCACCUCUGAGGGUUGAGAUUACAGACAUGCACCACCAUACCUUGUUUACAUAGUACUGGGCCCAACCCGUCAAGGUUUCAUGUGUGCUAGGCAAACCAUUCUAUGGAAGCCAUACCCCCCACCCCCUGUUCUUCCUAAGUAAAGAAAAGCCUUAUAUGUGUAUGUGGUAGCUGGGUUUGUUCUCAUGAGCACAGGGUCCCUAGGAGGCCAGAAGCAGGUGUCAGAGCUGCAGUUUCUGCUGCUGUGGGCCUGUGGGUGUGGCUGCCAGGGACUGCAUUCAGGUCCUCUGCAGUAAGAACUCUCCACUACUGAGUCACCUCUCUGGCUCCCCCAACCCUGGGCAUUAAAGCUUUAAAGAUAGGAUCUCACUAUGUUGGGCAGAUUCUCUUUGAAUUUGAAAUCUUCUUGUCAUGGCCUCCCGGGAUGCUGUGAUCACAGUCAUAGGCCACUCUGACUGGCCCAUCUUCUUAAGGGUGUCCUUUGCAGAGCAGACUUUUCACAUGUUGAUGAGUUUAUGCCCGUUGAAUCUAAUGUAAAGCUAGGGGUUGCGUUUUUGUAUUACACACAUGCGCACACGUGCCUGAGAUUGAACCCAGGGCCUCAUGUGCUCUAGGCAGAUGCUCUACCAGUCGGCAAUAAGCUCAGCUCCCAUGCGUCUCCUAAAAGUUUUGACUUUUACAUUCGAGAUAACUGUAAAUCUCCCACACACGUAUCAGAAAUAACUAGUGUGGCCUUUACCCAGUUUCUUCUCUCGGCAACCUCUUGCAGAAUGUUGUAAAGAGGUUGAUCUAAUGCAGCCAGGACCAAAAGGUUCUUCUGAGCACAGCAGGCCUACCUUCCUGAUUCAUAGUUACCUAUUCCUGCUCCCCAAGCCUUACCCUUCCCUUAAGCCCCAGCAAUCACAGUCGGCUCUGUAAUGCCAGAAGUCUGUCAUUUAACACUAUUACAUGCUAGGGGAUGGAAAGCUGAUCUCUGGCCUUCACAUGUGUAGCUGACACCUGUGUGUGGACACAUACAUAAGCAUACAUAUGUGUGCAUAGCAUACCACAUAAAUAAAUGGAGUAUUUUAAAAGGGAGGGGGAUGGAGAGAUGGCUCUACCCUCAAGAGCACUUACUGAAGUUUGGCUCCCAGAACCCACCUUGAGCAGCUCACGACUGUCUACAACUCCAGUUCUAGGAUCUGAUGUGUGCUUUUAGCUUCUGUGGGUGCACACACCCAUGGCACACAUACACAUAAAAAGAAAUACUUGGCCUGAAGAGAUGGCUCAGUGGUUAAGAGCACUGACUGCUCUUCCAGAGGUCCUGAGUUCAAU